UAUUACAUGCGAGUUGCUUGUUUUUCCUCUGACUAUAUAAAAAGUAAAAAAAAAAAAAAAUGAAUGACACUAUGAAGCGAGGAGGUUGCACACGCACUCUUGCAUUAACUGUGUGCUCUGCAGCCAUUGGUGGCACUUUUCAGUAUGGCUACAAUAUUUCAAUCAUCAAUGCACCCACAGCUUAUGUGCAGAAGUUCAUUAAUGAGACCUGUAUGAAGAGAUGGGGCACCUCUCUUGAGGCCAGUCAGGUGACACUGAUGUGGACCUUUAUUGUCUCCAUUUACUCACUCGGGGGACUUCUGGGGUCCCUGCUUGCUGGCCCAAUGGCUAUCAAGUGCGGACGUAAAGGUGCACUGCUGCUAAACAACUGCUUCCUUUUUGUGAGCGCAGUCCUGGCUCUGUGCAGUCGCUCCGCUGGCUCUUUUGAGAUGAUCAUCCUUGCUCGUCUGCUGGUGGGGGUCAAUGCUGGGGUUAGUAUGAACGUCCAGCCCAUGUACUUCGGAGAGAGUGCACCCAAGCACCUGAGAGGUGCUGUUGCCUUUUCGUCUGCUGUUUUCACUGCUCUAGGGAUCUUGAUGGGCCAGGUAAUGGGUCUGACUGAAGUUUUGGGGAGUGAAUCUCUCUGGCCUUAUCUGCUGGCGAGCAACGCUCUCCCCGGCGUAGUGCAGCUGGUCACUUUGCCCUGGUUUCCAGAGAGCCCACGUUACCUGCUCAUCGACCGAGGAGACCGAGAGGCAUGCGGUCAAGCCCUGAAACGCCUCCGAGCGUGCAGCGUUUUUACUGAUGAGCUGGAAGAGAUCCUCCAGGAGCGGGCAGAAGCAGGCGAAGCCCGGGCCAAAACGCUGUGGGAGCUGUUAAGUGACCGAAGUCUUCGCAGGCAGCUCUGCACCGUGAUGGUUGCCAGCAGUGCCAUGAUGUUGUGUGGAAAUGAUUCCAUUUACUUCUACGCCUCCUAUAUCUUUCAAGAAGCCGGUAUUCCAACGGACAGGAUUCAGUAUGUCACGAUCGGCACGGGUGCCUGCGAGUUCACGUCUGCUCUGGUGUGUAAUCUCCUGAUCGAGCGCGUCGGCCGCAGGCUGCUCCUCGCAGGCGGGUAUCUGCUCAUGGCUUGCUGGGCGGUGGUCUUCACUGUUGCUCUUUCGCUGGAGGGCAAAGUGGCCGGCAUGCCCUAUCUGAGUAUGGUCUGCAUGUUCGCCUACAUCUUGAGCUUUGGCAUGGGUCCCGCAGGGGUCACCGGGAUCCUUCCCGCCGAGCUCUUUGACCAAAUGGCACGUCCCGCAGCUUACAUGGUUGCCGGUUCCAUGAUGUGGCUUAACCUCUUCCUCAUAGGAAUGGCGUUUCCGUUCAUAGUUAAGGGCCUGGGACAGUUCUGCUUCAUCCCCUUCUGUGGAGUUUGUGUGACGGCAUGUCUUUUCGUCAGUUUCGCUUUGCCUGAAACCAAAGGAAGGACUCUAGCAGAGAUCACGGAGGAGUUUGAGAAGCGGAAUAAGAAAGGCACGGCCAAUGGGCUUCCUAAAUACGGGCAGCAAUGUCAAAGUCUGACGGAUCCAUCAGAAUUCCUAGAGACUGAGAAGAUCUGAGAGAGAUCAGGCUGAUUUUGCGUUGCUACUGUAUUCAGAUUUUAUCCGUUUUUUCUGUCUAUUAAUUUAUUUUAAAAUACCUUGAAAAUGCGAUAUAUAUUUCAUCCAAGAAAAUUAUAAACUUGUGUACACUUAGAUGUAUUAAAGGAAAAUUUUUAUUAAUUUUUACUUCACGGUUACACUACAAUAUUGUUGUUGUUAAAUCGUUAAAUGGAAACGUUUCUUGAAAAUGGCAUACAAAGCCAUAUGAAACUAGCAUGAAAAAAUAGCUUUUCUGACGUGACGCACUUUGAGCUGCAUCUGAUUUAAAAAUGCUGCAUGUUGCAAAUGUUUUUUUAAUUAAUUUAUUUAACUUUUAUUAUGUAUUCUUAAUUAUCAUCUGUCUUUUCUCCUUUCCUCCUUCCCAUUUGAUUGUUAAAGUGCAGCUAGAAAAUAUAAUACCAGUAUUGGGAAGAAAAAAAAAGCUGCAUGUUGGGAAAUUAUGUAAAACUGUGAUUUGAUUCUCCUUAUCAGGGAUGUUUUUUUUUUCUUUUUUCUACUGUUUCCCAGAAAACUUGAAUCUCGAUGCCUGCAAAAGUGAAAUGCAUUUAAAAUUUGCACUUAUGUAUUUUACCUCAUUCUGUGUCUCAUAAUAUAAUGUUAUUAAUUAUGUAUUGCAAAAAGAGUAACUUAUUUUGAAGGAUACACCCAAAGAGCAAUGCAAUUGCAUUUGUUAAAGAUCAAUACAAUUAUUGCCUGUAUGAGAUCUAGCCAAGUUUGUUGCACCAGCAGAUGGCACUAUAUCAAUAUCAUAGUUUUUUUUCUGUCUGCACUGUUUGUCUUCUCAAUUGGAUGUGUAAUGUUAACCAAAACAAGGGAAUUCACUGCAUGCCCUUGCAUUUAGAUAUAACCACAGUUGUAAAGGACGACAAUCAGUAUCAUAUCCUUCAUUUGUGCCUUAUAAUCACAUUCUUGCUGCCUACUAACCUGCCUAUCAAAUCUCCCAACCUAUAUUCAACCAAAUGAAACAAUAUUCAAUCCAAGUGUUUUGAAUUGUAUGAUGAUUACCGUUUGAGCCUAAUUCCUUUAAAUCAUUGUAUAAGAACUGUCAAUCUAUCAAAAAUGCUGUGUAUUCAACUCAGUUUGGAGCUAGUAAAGAAAGUUGCUUGAUUGAAAAACUCUCACUGCUAAUGUUUUAAGGAAUAAUAUGGUGAUUUGUUUAGCUAAUGAUAACUUUUGACUGUGCAUCUAAUUGCAUUCAAUACGUAAUAGUGAAUUCAAGCCGGAGCCUUUGACUGUUAAUUGGAGGUAAUGAGGCUACAGUAAAGGAUGUUCCAUGA
Molecule: messenger RNA, 2899 nt
Organism: Sinocyclocheilus grahami
Lineage: Eukaryota; Metazoa; Chordata; Actinopteri; Cypriniformes; Cyprinidae
Product: solute carrier family 2, facilitated glucose transporter member 11
Exons: 1
Coding region: 60-1580 (506 amino acids)
Biological process (GO): dehydroascorbic acid transport
Cellular component (GO): plasma membrane
Molecular function (GO): D-glucose transmembrane transporter activity
Source: RefSeq, a predicted model, not a curated record